This is a messenger RNA of Fonsecaea multimorphosa CBS 102226, 567 nucleotides long. RefSeq lists its product as uncharacterized. The record is from RefSeq and is a predicted model, not a curated record. Bases 1 to 567 code for a protein of 188 amino acids. The transcript is spliced from 4 exons. Gene Ontology annotation, cellular component: endoplasmic reticulum. Lineage: Eukaryota; Fungi; Ascomycota; Eurotiomycetes; Chaetothyriales; Herpotrichiellaceae.
AUGGCGACACCACCUACCAGCGCCGCCUCCGCCGCGACGCGACAAGCAGCAGUAGCAGUCCGCCGUCCUCUGUCCGCCCGGAAACUCGACGCCGUGUAUCUGGUCUUCUUUGUCGUGCAUGUGCCGAUCAUGUUCUUGGUCGACCUAGCCUCGCUCCUCCCACCGUUCCUCGUCUCGCCCCUCUCGCACACCCUGCGCGCGUACCAGCUCGAGCGAUUUCAGGACCAGUUCUUCGUGAACCCGCCCCGGUGGUUCACGGCGUACAUGUGGAUCGAGGCACUGUAUCAUGUGCCGAUUAGUCUGUGGAUGGUUUGGGGGAUUUUGAACGACCAUCCUCUCGUCCCGCUCCACCUCUUGAUCUUCUCCCUCGAGGUCGCCGUCACAACGCUCACCUGCGUCGUCGACAUCUCCGCCUGGGCAGGCUACACCUCUGCUCAGAAGUCGGACCUGUACGGGCUGUACGUGCCUUACUUGGUUCUUGCGUGCCUAAUGGGCGUCGAUGCGUUUGUCCGAGUCAAGAGACAGAUUCUGCGCGGCAUCAACCCAGAAAAGGGCAAGACUUUGUAA